Molecule: messenger RNA, 3340 nt
Organism: Megalops cyprinoides (Indo-Pacific tarpon)
Lineage: Eukaryota; Metazoa; Chordata; Actinopteri; Elopiformes; Megalopidae
Gene: smc5
Product: structural maintenance of chromosomes 5
Exons: 24
Coding region: 24-3284 (1086 amino acids)
Biological process (GO): double-strand break repair via homologous recombination
Cellular component (GO): Smc5-Smc6 complex
Molecular function (GO): ATP binding; ATP hydrolysis activity
Source: RefSeq, a predicted model, not a curated record
UCGCGCACAGGGCGCAGGUAAACAUGGCGGCGCUGGGAAAGCGGAAGAGAAGCAGCGAUCGGUUCGUAAACUCAAGCUCACAAACACGCAUCAGUCGAGCAGAAACAUCAUCUAACACGCAGGACGAGCUUCGUGCACCCGGGGAUGGCGGCGGACGAGGUUUUGUUGAAGGAUCCAUUGUUCGCAUCACAAUGCAAAACUUCCUGAGUUAUAACUACUCCGAAGUGGUUCCGGGACCAAAUCUGAACAUGAUUGUGGGCCCCAACGGAACCGGCAAGUCCAGUAUUGUGUGUGCGAUCUGUCUGGGCCUGGCGGGGAAGACUGCGGUUCUGGGCAGGGGGGACAAGGUUGGUCUGUAUGUGAAGCGUGGCUGCACCAAAGGCUUUGUGGAGAUCGAGCUGUAUCGCACCCAGGGAAACUUGGUGAUCAACCGGGAGAUCCAUGUGGAGAAUAACCAGUCAGUGUGGAUGGUCAACGGGCGGCACACCAGCCAGAAGGCUGUGGAGGAGGAGGUGAGGGCCCUGCGCAUCCAGGUGGGAAACCUGUGCCAGUUUCUGCCCCAGGAGAAGGUUGGGGAGUUCGCUAAAAUGAGCAAAAUCGAGCUGCUGGAGGCCACUGAGAAAUCUGUGGGUCCCCCAGAGAUGUACAAGUUUCACUGUGAGCUCAAGACCUUUCGCACCAAGGAGAGGGAGCUGGAGAAUGUGUGCAAAGAGAAGGCGAGCUUUCUGGAGAGGGCAAAACAGAGAAACGAGCGCAACAGGCAGGAUGUGGAGCGUUUCUAUGAGAAGAAGAGACACAUGGACAUGAUCAAGAUGCUGGAGAACAAGAGGCCCUGGGUGGAGUACGAGACCGUGAGGUGCGAGCUGGAGGCGGUGAAGGCCGAGAGGGAGGAGACCAAGAAGAAGCUGAAGACUCUGAAAGAAACGCAGGCUCCCAUUCUGCGCAAAAUCCAGGCCGUGGAUGGCCAGCUGCAGCCCAUCGAAAGCCAGAUGAAAGAGAAGGCAGCCGCCAUCAAGCAGGCAACGCUGGAGUGCAAACGCAAGCAAGACGAGCUGGACAGCAGAAACAGAGAGAUCGAGGACGUGCAGCAGGCUCUGCGAUUGGCUCAGACGGAGGAGGCAGAGCGGCAGAAGCGAAUCAGCAACACCCGCCGCAUGAUUGACGACCUGCAGGCGGAGCUGGACAGCGUGGCCACGCAGGAGGAUGUGCAGCCGCAGAUAAACGCCGUCAGCGUGGAGCUGCGGCAGCUGCAGGACGAGCGAACUCGCGGCCAGGGCGAGCUGUCCGACCUGUUCCGCGAAAAGGACCGUCUGACCGGCGAGCGCACGCGUGUGGUGGAGAAGCUGAGGAGUCUGGAGGAUGUGAUGAAGAGGAAGGAGGAGGUGCUGAGGAGAAAAUUCCCCGACACCUACAAUGCACUGCUGUGGCUGCGUCAGAACCGCCAGCGCUUCACAGGCAACGUCCACGAGCCCAUGAUGCUGGUGAUUAACGUCAGAGACGCACGGCAUGCGAAGUACAUCGAGAGCCAUGUUGCGCUGAACGACCUUCGCGCCUUCGUCUUCCAGAGGCAGCAGGACAUGGAGACCUUCAUGACAGAGGUGCGUGACCACCAGAAGCUGCGUGUGAACGCAGUGAUCGCCCCGCACGAGUCAUGCGCAGGCCGCGCCCCCAGUCGCCCCUUGCAGACCCUGCGACAUUUCGGCUUUUUCUCUUACCUGCGUGAGCUGUUCGAUGCCCCGGAGGAGGUGAUGAGCUACCUGUGCCACCAGUACAGAGUCCACGACGUCCCUGUGGGAACGCAGGAAACCAAGGCCAUGAUCGAAACGGUUAUCAGGGAGUCUCAGCUGAAGAUUCUCUUCACCGCGGAGGAGAAGUACACGGUCAGGAAGUCCUCCUACUCUCAGAAGACCAUCUCCAGCAACACCGCCCUGCGGCCGCCACAUUACCUGUCACUGAUGGUGGAUGCAGAGGAGAAGCAUCAGCUGCAGGAGAGGCAGAGGUCAGCUGAGCAGAGGCUGCAGAGCGUCGACCGGCAGCUGAAGGCCUUACAGGAGCGGCAUGCCCAGCUGGAUCGCCGUGACAACGAGCUGAGAGCGCAGAAGAAGGAGCUUUCAGAGCGCAAAGGCAAGAAGAGACAGCUAGAGCAGAAGAUCAGCACCAAGCAGGACAGUCUCAGACAGAUGGAGGGCUGUGGAAUGGACCUGCAGAGGAAGGAGCAGGAGACAGGCGCUCGGAUCAGAGCUGUGAACUCGCAGAAGGUGGCCAUCAUGACCGACUUCACCCAGCACAUCAAGCUCAGGGCCCGGCUGCAGUUGGAGGUGGUGUACCUGGCUCUGGACACUGUGCAGUUGUCUGCAGAGAAGAAUAAGCUGGAGUCUGAAUCCCGGGAUGGAGGAGCCAGGCUGAGGCAGCUGGAGCAAGAAAACACAGCUCUGUGUGAGAGGAAAUCCAGGCUGCAGGAGACGUGCAGGCAGCUGCUGAGGAGAGCCAAGGAGAUCUGCAACCUGGACCCGGGAGAGAGCAGCGUGCCCCAGAGACUGCAGGAGGCGUUUGGGCAGCUGCCAGACACUCUGGACGAGAUCGACGCUCUGCUGCAUGAGGAGAGAUCCAGAGCCGAGUGCUUCACAGGCCUCAGUGCCACGGUGGUGGAAGAAUACACCCGAGGGACACAGGAAAUCGAGCAGCUGACGGGCGAGCUGGAGGAGAAGAGGAGCUCGCUGGAGACGUACAGGCAGCACAUCUCCCAGGCGAAGGAGAACUGGCUGAAUCCGUUGAAGCAGCUGGUGGAGCAGAUUAAUGAGAAGUUCAGCGAUUUCUUUCGCUCCAUGCAGUGCGCCGGAGAGGUGGACCUGCACUCUGAGAGCGAGGAGGAGUAUGAUAAGUACGGGAUCCGGAUCCGGGUGAAGUUCCGCAGCAGCACGCAGCUGCACGAGCUCACGCCGCACCACCAGAGCGGCGGCGAACGCAGCGUCUCCACCAUGCUCUACCUCAUGGCCCUGCAGGAGCUCAACCUCUGCCCCUUCCGAGUGGUGGACGAAAUCAACCAGGGCAUGGACCCAGUCAAUGAGAGGAGGGUCUUCGACAUCGUGGUCCGAACAGCCUGCAAGGGCACCACCUCCCAGUACUUCUUCAUCACACCAAAGGUGCUGCAGAACCUGCGCUAUGCGGAUGAGAUGACCAUCCUGUGUGUCCAUAAUGGCCUGCAGAUGCUCCCUCCCAACAAGUGGAACGAGAAGGCGUUCAUUCGCCGUGCCCAGCGCCGGGCGCCCCCGGCCGACCGCUGACCGCCUGAAUGCCUCUCUAACUGUCUGACUGCCUCUCUGACCGCCUCUCUAACUGU